Messenger RNA from Phyllopteryx taeniolatus (common seadragon), 996 nucleotides. It is a transcript of the gene ucn1, whose product is annotated as urotensin 1. The transcript is spliced from 2 exons. NCBI's taxonomy places the organism in Eukaryota, Metazoa, Chordata, Actinopteri, Syngnathiformes, Syngnathidae. Gene Ontology annotation, cellular component: extracellular region. The record is from RefSeq and is a predicted model, not a curated record. Bases 122 to 523 code for a protein of 133 amino acids. Gene Ontology annotation, molecular function: hormone activity.
GUUUGGGUGUGAUAGCUAGUGCCAGUGACGUAACGGAGUGUGUGUAUAAAAACUCUGUCGUCUCCAUCCUGCGCGCACACGACGCUCAGCGGAACCCUGAGCCUGCACGAGGAACACAAACAUGCAGUGUCGGUCCUUGCUCGUCCUGUCGUCGCUCCUCCUGUCGGCGCUCCUCCCUCCUCCUCCAGCCUCCGCCGCCGCCGCCGGCCGCCUGCGGACACCGCAGCCGGCCCCGACGCACCUGAGGGCGGCCACCGGCGGGGACGUCACCGCCGCCCGUCUGCUCAGUUUCGGCGUCCCGCGACUCAUCCUCAGGGGGACGCCGGAGGAGGAGGAGGAGAAUGAUGAUGAUGAUGACGUGAACGACGAAGAGCCGAAGUUCAAGAUGCGCAGAGAGUUCGCGCCGCUCUCCAUCGACCUGACCUUUCACCUCUUGAGAAACAUGAUCCACAAUGCGCGCACGGAGGAGCACCGGAUGCGCGCAGAACUCAACCGGAAGGUGCUUGACGAGGUCGGAAAGUAAAAAAAGAAAAAGCCUAUCAUAAGUCGCCCGGAGAUGUGACGUCACCCAGGCUUUAUACACGCAAGCACUGCAGUAAAGAUAAUCAAAUAGUGUAAAUAGAAUCAUUUCAGCGAUAAUCUAUUCCCAGACGAUAAAUUAAGAGGCGGGACCUUGACUUUUGUGACGUUUGAAACCAGCGAGUGACGUUGACUGUCACAUGACGGAUGACAUCAUUGUUGACUUAGUUGCAGUUUGUUCAUCAGCAAUGUGUUUUUAUUUGACUCAUCAUAUCAGCAAAAGAAAAAAAACUUAAUCUUCCUUCAAUGUUUUCACAUUGUCUUUUGUCAUUUCUUAUUUUGUAAUAAAAAAAAAAUGGACUCACUCAAACUACUUUUGUGUAAUAAAGUCAUUAAGUCAAAUAUGUAUGUCCUCUUGGAACAUUUGUUUAACGUUCUCAAAUCGUCUUUGUACAACAAAAUGAAAAGGAAUGGCAU